AGAUCUACACUGGUCCUAUAUCUGUCUGUUUUUGCAGCAGCGGAAGGAAAGUUGAUGAAGCCCCUUUUCCUUCUGUUUGUCUGUUAUUUUGAUCUUGUACAUGGUCAGUAUAACAUAGUACAAGGCUGUAUAAAGAAAGAAAUGUCGAACCAUUGUCAUACAGUAACUGGUAGCGAUAGGAACGAGUCUUUUAUAACAGUAAAGGGCAAUCGUUUCUUCAAAGCGAACGAUAUAUACUAUAUAAAGGGAGCCAACUAUUGGCAAGGCAUCAACUUGGCAGCGGCAGCCAUAUCACAAUCGCAAUAUUCUGAUGAUAGUAGUAGUAGUAGUAGUAGUAAGUAUUAUCAUGAUCGCUUAAUGCAAGAGUUGGAUCAGCUACAAAAAAUGGGAGUGAACAAUCUACGCAUUAUGGCAAGUUCAGAAGGACCAGAUACAGAGCCUUAUCGUAUGAGACCUUCAUUGCAGCCUUCUGCUGGAAAAUACAAUGAAGACGUGCUCAAUGGUUUAGAUUACCUUUUAUUCGAAAUGAAAAAAAGAGACAUGACAGCCGUUAUGGUAUUGAAUAACUUUUGGCAUUGGAGUGGGGGCUUCUCUCAAUAUAUUGCAUGGGCUGCAUCACCGCCAGGAAGCAUUAGCAUUCCUUAUCCAGUAACACGCGACAAAUGGGACGAAUUUGAACGAUUUGCCAAGAGCUUUUAUACGAACGAGCUCGGCAACGAAUUGUUUAAGCAGCAUAUCCGGUUUAUACAAACAAGAUUCAAUACAUACACAGGCAAAGUAUAUAAUGCGGAUCCUGUCAUCAUGAGCUGGCAAAUCGGUAACGAGCCUCAGCUGCCACCAAAAUCUUGGUAUGAAGACAUUGCUUCUUUUAUUAAGCAGGGUUCGCCGCAUCAACUGGUCUCCAGCGGAAUUGAAAGUAAAUAUGAUGUGCAAGAUUUCCUAAAUGCACAUGACGUGGAUGCCAUAGAUUAUUGUACCUGCCACUGUUGGGCAGAAAACUGGGGAAAGUAUAAUCCCACAAAAGAAAAUGAUCUUGCCAAUGCUAUUCAGUUUGCUCGAGAGUUUUUACUCAAAAUUCAUAAUGUAUAUAUGCCACAACUUCAACGACCCAAGCCUUUGAUAGUGGAGGAAUUUGGAUUAGCUCGUGAUGCCUGGAGAUAUCCUGGUGAUUCAGAUAAAAAGUAUGAUUCGCAAACACCUAUAACUCAUCGUGAUCAAUAUUUCAAAGAGGGUAUUUAUAAAGUCAUUGAAACAAAAAAGUUUUCUGACAAUAAUGGCUACUUUGGAGGAUCGAAUUUCUGGGCUUUCGCAGGGAUAGGUAGGCCUACAGAUCGACCUGAUUCUUAUGGCAUGACCUGGUUAGGAGAUCCCCCGCACGAACGUAAAGGCUGGUACAGCGUCUAUGAUAAAGACUCUACAACAAUCCAUGUUAUUCAAAACCACUUCCAAAAGCUCUCUUCGGAUGAUGAGAUCUAGGUUCGCAAAGAACCUUUUGAUGCAAGGAACGUAAUGUUGCUGUCAAUGCACUUGGUCAAUAAUAGGACACAUGAAUUCAAGCUAUUGUAAAUUCAGAUACUAUUACCGCGCUUGCUCUAUCUAAUCUUUUAAUGAAACUUAUCAUGCAACUGCUUGCUUUCUAUCUCCAUCCCACUUGUUAAUCCACUGCGUAGAUACUUUAUGCUACUGAUCAAAGCUCAAAGAUGGGCCUUUCCUUAUAUUGAGAGUAUAGCUUAUAUAAAAGCUUAGAUUCACAUAUAAGUACAUAUAUAUAUAUCAGCGUGUAUCUUGGUAUUUGGGUGAGACAUGAUUUGUUCGCUACAAUGUCUUAGUUUUUUAUUUACAUCAUCCUAUUCAGCUGUUAUUCACGACGCCAUUUUUCAUCUUGAGGCUAG
Mycotypha africana is the source of this 1892-nucleotide messenger RNA. Its product is annotated as glycoside hydrolase superfamily. The transcript has 7 exons. The record is from RefSeq and is a predicted model, not a curated record. Lineage: Eukaryota; Fungi; Mucoromycota; Mucoromycetes; Mucorales; Mycotyphaceae. Gene Ontology annotation, molecular function: hydrolase activity, hydrolyzing O-glycosyl compounds. Bases 55 to 1476 code for a protein of 473 amino acids.